AUGGAGAUGCAGGCGAUUUCCCCUUUCAUGCCGGAGAAUUACUCGAUGGGGGCGUACGAGGGCCGGAUGAGGAGGGAAGUGGUGCCUGCCGCCCGAUGGCUGAAGACGUGGUACGCCGUCGCCGAUCUCUGUCGUUCACUUUUUUUUUUUAGGCAUUCGAUUGACCGCGGGGUUUCUUCGCGCUGCAUCCGAUGGGAAAUGGGGGAUAGUUUUGUCUCUGAUUCUUCGCUGUGAUAAGUGCCGGAUGUGGACGCGGGAUGUUUUCGAUUUGUUUUUCGUAUUUCGUGGUGUUUUUUGUGAUUUUUCCAGCCGUCAUGCUCCCAGUGUAUCAUUUCGUAUUUUUUGAUGGGGGUGAUGAUGAUGGCAUUCUAGGGUUCCCCAGGAUCUUCUUGCGACCGGAGGCAAGGGCAUGGCUUUGAAAUGGGUCAGAGGUACCUCUCUCUUGUAUUCAGUGGGAGUAUUUGGGCUGUUGAUACCAAUUGCUUUGUUACAUGACGUGAGACAGAGAAAAUGCUCAUACAGUCGCGUUAUUCUUUUUUUUCUCAUAUUUCAGAGGACGUUCUUCAAGCCAUGAACGAAAAACUCGAAGAACCCGAACAAGAAGAACGAGAACCUGAACCGACCACAGAAAUUCUAUUCCUUUGCAGCUUUGAGGGUUGUGGAAAGACAUUCAUUGACGUGGCCGCCUUGAGGAAGCACUCCCAUGUCCACGGGGAGAAGCAGUAUAUUUGCCAUUACGAAGGAUGUGGAAAGGUAUCAUCCUUUCUAAGUGUUAUUUUACUCCAGAUUUAGACGUUGCUAGAUACAUCACACAUUCAAAUUCUAAGAGGAAGGAGAAAAAAACGAUUGUAGUCUGUAACCAUGUGAAAUUAUUUUUUCUAAUAGAAAGGGUUUCGUUAGUAGCGGUUAUUUAAAACACCAUUGUCCAUAACUAUGGUUAGCAUUUCCGCUUAUCAAUUCAAUUUCCUAGUGAGCAAGCUUUAUCCUUUUCUUCGGACUCUAGGAUAGGGAAAGAAGUGCCAGUGAAGAUUGCUGUGAUAUAUUUGGCGCCGACGUAGGAUGUUCUAUUGAGCUUUGUAAAUCCGUAGAUUAUUAUACCAGAUGGGCACGCUUCAAUAUACCCAUGCAUAGUUACUUUCUGCUCUUUCAUUUUAUGUACCUAACUGGUUUCUUCCUAAGAAAUUCGUCAUCUAUUUGAUCCCCAAUUUUUCUUUUCCUUCUAAGUAUAAAAUCAUGUGGCUGAGUUUUUCAUAAUCUGUUUUUAAUGUGUUUGGAUUCACUUGGUUGUUACAAUGAUUACGCUCAUGUUCUAAAACUUCUUCUGAGUAUUAUUCUGGGAAAAAACUUUAAUGGUUCUGAAAUGCUCAUAUUCUACUGUUAUAGAAAUUCUUGGACAGCUCCAAGCUUAAACGGCAUUUCCUUAUACACACCGGUGAAAAGGCUUACAUGUGUACCUAUGAAGGUUGUGGCAAGGUAAAACUCUCUCUGUACUAGAUUAAUUAUCUUUUAAUUAUUUCUUAAAAUUGGUUUUGAAAAAAUAUCUCAUAUUAUACUAUAACAGAGUUGGGUGUUGAAUUUGAUAACGCUGGGCUGUCAUUGGUCAUAUUCAACCACAUCCUUUGUGUUUUUUUUAUGGUGCGAAGAUAACACUUGGAUUGCUAUUUUUGGGAUUAGUUCCGUUCUUUCUCAUCAGAUGUCAUAGCGAAGCAUGGUUCAGAAAUAUACUUCAAUAUCAACUGAUUGUUCCCUAGUGCACUCAUUAACAUGAGCCUUUGAUUGUAGAAUAAAAUAUUAAUGGGUUAUUUUCUAAAAAUACCUUGGAUGAUAUUUCUUAUUAUAUCUAUCGACUUCGUGAAAUCUUCGUCAUGAGACGAAGAAUCUGGCUUUAUCUGAAAAGCAGAUUGCUGUAAUUUUGUCAAUAAAUUGGGCUUACGAUCUUUUAGAUGUGGCUCUAAUCAUUUUUCCCUGAGAAAUAUUCGAAAAUGCUUCCAUUUUUGGACCACCAAGACAGUAAUAAUGUCUAUGUCUGGAACUGGGAAUUUGUUGCCUUUUUCUGGGAGGGCAACCUCAGAGCUCCGCAUUGUGAAUCUUUCUUGGCUUUCUUUUCUCCGUUUCUUAUUUUCUUUAAUCAUGUUUAGUCAAUUACUUCUACAUGAGCCUUGCAUUCAGGCAUCCAGUCUGUCGUGGUGAACACUUGUUCGUGCAUAGAACAAUGCCUCAGCUGAAUUUCUGGCAUAAUGGGAAAAACAAGGUUCAAACCUACGUUAAAUAAUAAAAUGGAUAUACAGUAUAUUACUGCAUAGUAAAUAAUUAUGAAAACUGUCAUAAAAUGAUAUAUCAAUAUUUUUAACUGAUAAGUCAUGUACACGUAGAAAUGUUCAUUUUAUUUGUUAAAAUAUUAUAUUUGUAUCGAAUUAUUUUUUUUAAAAGGCCUCAUCUAAUCAUUUGGUUACUGUGUGGUGGUUCCGUCUCCUUGAUCCCAUUUGGUAAUGACCUUGUAAAAAACAUGUACCCCUUGUUUAAAGUCUAAUUCAUUAUUUUCUGUCUUUUUUUAUCAUCUUAUUGUUCUUCCUGUGCUAAUGACCGUCUUGGACGAAAUCCCAUAUCCCUGUGUGCUAGUUGCACCUUUUUUUCCUUCCUUGAUAUUCCAAAGUCAACCCUCAUUGGCACCCCAAAGAUGUUGGAGGUCAAGCUCUUCAUGGAGCUUACCUGGCACCGUCUUUUGGUUGAUACCCCUUCGAGAGUUAUAAAGAACUAGUCUUAUCCUCUGCCACGUAUGUAGCUGAUCUAUUAUCAGCUCAAUCUUUACCCAGGUUUUAAUCCCAUUCGUCAUAUGUUGGAAUCAGUGGUCAACGAGUGGAGAUCUUUUCCUUCUUCUUCUUCUUCCUUUUUUUAUUUUUAUUUUUUUUAGUUUAGUAAUGAAGGAGUUACCAUUUUUCGCCAUCUCUUGCUGUUUCCUGUUCGAUCUGUGCCGGUAUGUGUUCUUAGUGUUGCCAGUUUCAGCAUAGAAACGUCCGAGCCCAAGGCAGUUUUUUAGGGAGUGGGCAAGGUCUGCAGGAGUUGACUGACUCUUCUGAGAGAUUCUUGUGUUCGCUCGCGCUGGUCAAUGAUCUGGGUCAAUGUGUUUGGCACGUGUGGUUGACUCGCAGGCCUUCUCCUUGGAUUUUAACCUGAGGGCACACAUGCGAACACACUCGCAGGAGAACUACCACGUCUGCCCCUACGAAGACUGCCAGAAAAGGUUCGCCCAUUCCUACAAGCUGCAGGGCCACAUCAAGUCCCACCACGAAAAGGUGCCACCUUUUGCCCCUUCUUCUCCCUUCGACGUCGGUCUGACUUUUGGGCAGCGCCGCUGCAGGCCGCUGGGACGAGCAUGGCGAAGUCAGCGCCGCCGGAGGAGAGGGCCGCCGCCGCCCCGAAGCCGGCGGCGGCGCUCUUUUCGGACCGCCCCUACGCCUGCCCCUACGAAGGCUGCGGUAAGUCGUACAUCCACGAGUACAAGCUGAAGCUCCACCUGAGGAGGGAGCACCCCGGCCAUGGCCAAGACAACGGCAAGCUCGACGCAGAGGGAAAGGCCUCUGCGGGAAAGGGUUCGAAGAGGAGCAGGUCUUCUUCGCUGAGCGCGAAGCUCCAGCAGCAGCAGCAGCAGGCGGCGCCGCCCCCACCGCCGCCGCCGUCGAAGAUCUCCCGGAAGGCUCCGGCGUUGACUCCGGCGAGCUCGAGCAAGAAGCCGUGGCCUACUGUGACAGCCAAGGGGGUCUACGAGGAUAGCGAGGAAACAGAAGAGGACUGCGAGAACCCCGAGGAGGACGCAUGGAGGUACCAAGGGACUACCAAUGCGGACGACGAGGAAACCGAGGAUGAGGAUUAA
Spirodela intermedia is the source of this 3871-nucleotide messenger RNA. The record is from the annotation of a GenBank genome assembly. Lineage: Eukaryota; Viridiplantae; Streptophyta; Magnoliopsida; Alismatales; Araceae.